CAUUACAUUUUUUAUUCCACACACAAUUCAAAAUACCAUUGAGUAUAUAAAAAUACUAUUGAGUGUUACGAUUCUUUCGAUAAGAUAAAUGGCAAUACAAAAGAUUGUAGCAAUAAAUUUUAUUCCACAAAAAUUGGCAGAUGUACUGGUAAUUAUAGCUUCAAAACUGUAGGAGAUUAUAAAAAUGAUCUUCACUUUCUUAUUACAAAUCUCUCAAAUAAUCAAGAAAGACAAGGCGACAAGUCUGAGAUAGCCUAGUAUACAAAUAUACUUUAAUAAAACCUCAGAACAUUCAGUUAUUCAGUUUCGCACAAAAUUCUGAAUUGAUCAGUUUUCUCUAUAUUCAGAGAAAAUGAAGACCUCUAUUACCCUGUUCUUCACUUUGGCUAUGUUCUUCACUUUGUUUGAAUCAGGAUAUUCAAUUCUCUCAUGCUGUUUUAAUGGGAAAUUUGGUUUUAAGCGAGUUCCUAAAAUAAUUUAUCGUGGUACACACUUACCCGAUAAAUAUAUCCCUUUGGAGCAACCUUUUGAGUGGAUAGACUCAGAUGACAAUGCAUACCAUGUUGCAAUAAUAGAUAUUGCUGAUAAUAUGAUUCGUCCCAUAAUGAGUGGACCGAAGGAUCCUAAACGGAUUAAAAUAUACAUAAAGGACCCAAAACGUAUGCGUAUCAUGGAUGAAGAAGACAUGGCGAAUAAUCCUGUAAACAUGCCUUCUUAUGAACAUCCUUCUCGACUGAGUCCUUUACCCUGGAAGACGCGGACCUGGACCCGGAGCGGUCAGUCAAUUGAUUUUAGGCGCUCAUUAGGCAUUUAGGAUUUAAGAUUUUUAAUAAUUUAAUUAAUAUAUAUAUAUAUAAGAUAUUUGCAUUACUGAAAACUACAAAUUAAAAUAAGUUCUAAGUCUGUAUGUAAGGUUUUACAUUAUUCCUUCGUAACAUUAUAUGCCUUACGAGCAGGGACAAUACAUGUUGA
Belonocnema kinseyi is the source of this 972-nucleotide messenger RNA. RefSeq lists its product as uncharacterized. The transcript has 3 exons. Lineage: Eukaryota; Metazoa; Arthropoda; Insecta; Hymenoptera; Cynipidae. The record is from RefSeq and is a predicted model, not a curated record. Bases 353 to 814 code for a protein of 153 amino acids.